AUGGCUAGCAGAAAAUCCUCCUUUAAACUUCUUUUGCCUGUCUUCCUUCUUUUGUUAACCGCAUACUCUACCUUCCCUGAAGCCAAGUUGGCCAACUCUGGUGUUAAGGGUUUUAGGGUGGCUUGUAAUGAGGAGGAAAGAGCAGCCCUCCUUAAAUUCAGGCAAGGCCUUAAAGAUCCUUAUGGUCGGCUUUCGUCUUGGGUUGGGGAAGACUGCUGCAAUUGGACAGGCAUAGGGUGCAGCAACCAAAUAGGCAAUGUCCUCAAGCUUGAUCUUAGCAACCCAAAUUACUAUGUCGAAAAACCUACAGCAGCAACUGGUUAUAUGCGGGCAUGCUUAGGCGGUGAGUUAGAUCCUUCUUUGCUUAGUUUAACUUACUUGAAUUACUUGGACCUCAGUUGCAACAAUUUUCAAGGAAUUGCUAUUCCAAGUUUCCUAGGUUCACUCAAGAAAUUGAGGUAUCUUGACCUCUCCCAAUCAUCAUUUGGAGGAAUGGUUCCUCCUCAACUAGGGAAUCUGUCAAACUUGUUUUACCUUGAUCUGAGUCAUCUGACCACAUAUUCAUAUCCACAAAAUCCAUGGGUUUCAGAUUUUUAUUGGCUCUCUAGUCUCUCUUCCUUGCAGUACCUGAGUUUGGGAAACUUAAACCUUAGCCUGGCAACAACCAAUUGGCUACCUGCUGUUAAUAUGCUUCCUUCACUGUUAGAGUUACAUUUGCCUGACUGUGAACUUCGUAACCUCCCUCAAUCUAUUCCAUUUGUAAAUUUCACAUCACUACAGGUCCUUGAACUCUCACAUAACCACUUUAACACUUCAUUGCCUCAGUGGCUUUUCAAUAUUAGUACCCUUGUGACAGUAGUUCUCUCUCAUUCUAAAUUUACUGGCUCCACCCCGCAAAUUUCAUGGAAAAAUAACCAUUGCAGCCUGCAGACUUUAGACCUAUCAUAUAAUUCCGUAAGUAUGGAAAUACAGGAACUUAUUGAAGGUUUGUCCAGAUGCAGUAAUAGUAGCUUAAAAUUGUUAGAUGUCAAAUAUAAUAAUGUCAGGGGGUUACUGCCUGAUUCUUUGGGUUCCCUUCAAUAUUUGGAAACUCUCAGAAUCAGUCAAAAUGCACUCUUUGGUCCACUUCCAACAACAAUAGGAAACCUGUCACAUUUGCAGGUCCUCGACCUAGCAUUUAACAUGAUGAAUGGCACAAUUCCAAAAAGUAUUGGACAACUUGCACAACUAAAUUCCUUAGAUCUCUGGGGUAGUUCAUGGGAAGGCAUCAUAUCUGAAAUUCAUUUUAGCAAUCUCUCUCUCUUGACUGAUCUUUCAUUGUCGUCUACAAAUAACUCUUUGGUGUUCCACUUCAGUCAUGAGUGGAUUCCCCCUUUCCCUCUUUAUAGUCUCUCUAUCAGUGAUUGCAAACUGAUGAAUCCUAGAUUUCCCACUUGGCUCAGAAAUCAGAGUUUCCUCAAUGAAAUAACUCUCUCAACUGUGGGAAUUUCAGAUACAAUACCUGAUUGGUUUUGGGGAAAGUCACCAUAUCCUUAUUGGUGGUCGAAUGUGGAUCUCUCCAAUAACCAACUAAGAGGACAACUUCCUAAAUUGGUAAAUUUUGCUGAAGAGGCAUCUGUCAAUUUGAAUAGCAACUCCUUGGAGGGUUCCCUUCCAUUUUGGCCAAAUGUGAUUGAACUCGCUUUGGCAAGCAAUCGAUUUUCUGGACCAAUUCCCUUAAACAUUGGCCAGGAGAUGCCAAAUAUGAAUAUCCUAGAUCUUUCAAGGAAUAAUCUAAAUGGUAGCAUUCCUUCUUCCAUAAGUAAGAUGAAGAGUUUGUCUUCUCUUGAUCUCUCGAGGAAUUAUUUAUCCGGAAAUAUCCCUAGUGAUUGGAAGGGAUUACAGAGCUUGACGACCAUAGAUUUUUCCAAUAACAAUCUUUUUGGUCAAAUUCCAAGCUCCAUGUGCUCACAACUACCUUCACUUUCCUGGUUGAGGUUAAGCAAUAACAAUCUUUCCGGGGAGAUAGCACUGUCCUUGCGAAAUUGUACAAAUCUGUAUACACUUGAUCUUGGAGGGAACAAGUUCUCAGGGACCAUACCAACAUGGAUUGGAGAUGACCUACAUCUAUUUUCAUAUUUACUUCUUGGAGCCAACAUGUUCACUGGAAAUAUUCCUCAGCAAAUAUGUGGCCUCCCAGAUGUUCACGUUUUAAACCUUUCUCAAAAUAUAUUAUCAGGCUCCAUCCCUAGAUGCCUUGGUAAUUUGGAACAAAUGAAACAUCGGGUUUACUUGUUCAAGCCAUGGCCACUAACCACAUUCAUGAAUACACCUUUUCUUGAUCUUCAGCAUAUGGACUUAAAGGUGAAAAGAUUAGCUUAUGAAUAUACCAAUAAGCUCUUGCCUCUCAUAAACAGCAUUGACCUGUCAAGCAACAACCUAUCAGGAGAAAUACCAGAAGAGAUAACAAAUCUUACCUAUUUGGGUAGCUUGAUUUUAUCUCGGAACCAAUUGACAGGAAAGAUACCACAAGGCUUUGGAAGCUUAGACAAGUUAGAAACUCUUGACCUGUCGGUUAAUCAUCUUCGGGGCCCUAUUCCCAUAAGCAUGACUUCUAUGACUGCACUGAACAACUUGAACUUGUCAUACAACAACUUGUCCGGGCCAAUUCCAUCAACCAACCAAUUCCAUACUUUCAUUGAUCCAGCCAUAUAUGAAGGGAACUCAAGACUUUGUGGACCUCCAUUGCCAACCCCAUGCUCAACAUCCAAUAAUGAGGAUCCACAACCUAAAGAAGAUGCAGUUGAAGAUGAAGAUGAGUCUGGAAAGAUAUGGUUCUACGUAAGCACUGCGUUGGGAUUCAAAGUGGGAUUUUGGGCUGUUUUUGGCAGUCUAGUGAUAAAGAGGCCGUGGAGACACGCCUAUUUCCAGUUUCUUGACAAACUGAAAGUCAGGCUUCUCCUGGUAACCACAGGAAAUUGA
Messenger RNA from Fragaria vesca subsp. vesca, 2961 nucleotides. Its product is annotated as probable leucine-rich repeat receptor-like protein kinase At1g35710-like. Gene Ontology annotation, molecular function: protein binding. The transcript has a single exon. The coding region runs from base 1 to 2961 and encodes 986 amino acids. Lineage: Eukaryota; Viridiplantae; Streptophyta; Magnoliopsida; Rosales; Rosaceae. The record is from RefSeq and is a predicted model, not a curated record.